AUGGUUUCCUCCCGCAAAGAAAGGCGAAACUCGAAUGAUCUUGAAGCAGAAGAUGCACAAGAAGCCAAAGUCACCCAAAGCAAGGCGUGGAUGUCCACACCUUACAUCCGAAGUGGCACGAAGGCACCACGGGUGGACCGGCUGAAGUGGAAGCGCUCCGUCCAGUACCUUUGCUCCCUGACCGAGAAGGAUGCCAUCGAGGUCCUGAAGAACGACGGUCUGAUGCCGACUUGGGAGGGUGCCAUCUGCCCUUUCUGUUCCAAAGGCAAGGUCGGCCCAUUGCAGGACAGGUCUUCUAGUGGAAUGCCCCGGUAUCGGUGCCGACGGUGGGGGUGCCAGAAGUUCAUUACUCCACAGCAUCUUCAUCCGCUCUUUACUGCCACCCGUGGUCCCGAAGGGCAUUCGCUAGGCACGCAAGCCGCAGUACUACUUCUACGUCUGGCGCACGUCCCCCUGAGCUCCAUACACCUCGUCACCGAUGUGAACCACAAGGCGAUCGAACGUAUGGAUCACAAUCUAUGCCUUCUUCGGAAGGGCUAUGUGGAAAGUGUCCAGAAGGGCAUGGCAUUCGGCGGUAAGAAGAACGCGUGGCAGGAUGUAGAAGUGGACGAGUCUGUCUUCGACAAAAAGCUGAUCCCCUUGGAGGAAGCGGAGUCGCCUUCGAAGACGAUGAUGUGGGAAGAGACAAGCAGGGUCCUGCUUCACACCGACAGUGCUCGUGCGUACAACUCCAAGACGCGGGGCGUCUUGCAUGCUUCCGUGGUCCACAAGAAGCGCCGGGUUCGGGUCGGUGGAAGGUGGGUGUGGGAGCAGCCUACCUACGUCAAGCUGAAGAAGGUGCUCUUGCCCAACAACAAGCGUCUGACUGUAAAGGUCGGGACGCAAGUUGUCGAUCGAGCAUGGAAAUUCACUAAGAGCCGACUCACCUUGACUCAGAACAGUAAGGUGGGGUCGACUGCAAUUGUUUCCAAAGUCCGCUCAGCCCAGUUCGAGUAUUGGAACAGAGGCCGAGACAUGUGGGAGCGCACAGGAGAUCUUCUCAGCUGGCACAUGUCCAAGAUCAUGACCAAGUGA
Symbiodinium sp. CCMP2592 is the source of this 1074-nucleotide messenger RNA. NCBI's taxonomy places the organism in Eukaryota, Dinophyceae, Suessiales, Symbiodiniaceae. The record is from the annotation of a GenBank genome assembly.